Messenger RNA from Bolinopsis microptera, 1898 nucleotides. RefSeq lists its product as uncharacterized. Bases 9 to 983 code for a protein of 324 amino acids. The record is from RefSeq and is a predicted model, not a curated record. NCBI's taxonomy places the organism in Eukaryota, Metazoa, Ctenophora, Tentaculata, Lobata, Bolinopsidae. The transcript is spliced from 7 exons.
GUAGGGUUAUGGAGGCUGAGCAAUGCUGUUUGAAUCCCAAAGAUUUCGUAACUUUCAAAACAGAAAUCGAUCUGCUCUGUGACGACGAAGUUGACGUUUUCAAGAGAUGGGGGAUACUGGAAGACAUUCAGAAAACCAAGGUGUAUAACAAUGUGAAGAUGUUCCUAGCAGCUGGAGGUGUAGAAGUUCUCUGUUACGUGGCUGUGUCUGCCUCUUCUUUAACAGAUCGUUUGAUCUACCUGGAGCACGAGGAAGAGGAGCCGUUUGUAAAGGAGCCUCUAGGAGGAAUCCCACCUCUAGGGAGUCUCAGGGUGGGGUCCCUCACAGUUAUAGCUGAGCUCACUAAGAUUGAAGUGUAUAGGAGGAGGAUAUGGGGUCUUAACAUUAUCCCUAAACUCUGUGCUUUGUUUACUAAAAGGAUGGGGUAUUUGUUGAAGUUCGCGCCGGAUAGGGAGAGUUUAACAAAAGGAGCACCAAAAGACCAAACCCUGUUACUGCUGGAGAAGAUUCUGUACUGUUUAUCUUAUCUGGUAGUGGAGAACUCGGGUCUAGCUACUGAGCUGUUAAAGUUACUCGGUCACGAACUUGUACUUAUCACUACGACAGUAAACAACAGAGUGAUAUGUGACAGUAUAGCCCAGCUACUAGACCACUGCUUCCUCUACCAGCCUGACCUGGACGCAGUCCACAAGUUCCUGGCUCUGAACCCGCAUGAGAAGCUGCACGCUAUACGACCCAAGUGUUCAAUGCAGAACGGCAGAGAUCACUUCGACAGGUUCAUGAUAAACCUGGACUCAUACAGUGUCCCUAAAGAAGAGCCCAAACCUCUCAGAAAAUACGACAAAGUUCUCUCUUGUGGUAGCUGUGGGGCGACGAAGCAGAAGAUGCCGGUAUGUAGAGGAUGUAACGAGGUACACUACUGUAACGCAAAGUGUCAAACCAAACACUGGCUAGUUCACCAGAUCACGUGUGUUAAAGGGUAGUCACGUGUUCUGGCACGUGACGUGCCAUCUAACAGCGGGAUCGGACACGUGCCAUCUAGCUAGGCUUCCUGCUUGAGAUUUGAGCAGCGCGACACGUGUCAUCUUGUGUUACAUGAACUAUUUUGAGCUUAUCCAUGAAGAUAACUUACCAUUUAAUAGUUAUUUUAAGUAUCGAGUGGAUAAAAGUGCUAAAGAACUGUUGGUUGAACUGCAACAUGGAUCAGUAAAGUAAAGUGUGUUAUUGUAUUAGUAUAGUAGAUAAUGAUACGAGUAGGUGUUUCUUGGAUACUGAUAAAAAACACUGUACUGAUUAUAAAUUUAGUAAAUAUACAAUGAUAUCGUAUUAUAUAAUAUAAUACUCGUUUGGAGGGGAUGAAUUACAAAUAAUAAUCGGCAGCUGCUGUUAAAAUUUAUUCAUAACAUUAAAAAUUUUAGAGUUACGAUAAUGAUCACGCAGUAAUUUAAUAUGCCAAGAUUUAACUAGAAUCCACGGCUGUACUUAAAUUAGAAGUUUGCUAUGUGUGUGUUACUGAAUAAUAAUGAAUUGCGUGGAAAAUAUCAUUAGCAUCUUAUGAAUCGAAUAGUUGAUUACGCAAUGAUGCAUUAUCGUGAUUACGAGUAAUUUAUAUUUGUGGACUGUGGUCCUAAGCCUCAAUUCCUAAUUCGUAAUUGUUCCGAAAUCCGAAUUUGUAAUUUAAAUUGUACAUAGUUUAACGCAUUUGUUUGUAAUAAUAUAUUCGUAUAUAUACGUAGUUGUAAGCUAUAUUUAAAAAUGUAUUUUGUAUUUUUUGUGUGUUAGCUUUUAGUUUCAGAUAGUGAUAAUUUAAUAAUCAUAUUAUUUAUUGUAAUUUAUUGUCAGAAGUAAUACGUUGUUUAUCAUAUUUCGUUUAUUUGUACUCUGUAGUUCACAAGUUU